ACUGAUCGCAGCUCGCAUUCCAGACGCGCGUGUGGCGCGGCUGCGCUCUAAUUUGCUUGCAUUAGCGGCACACACACACACAUACCCGCACACACACACACACACACACACACACACACACACACACACACAACGACGCAUAUGUCGUCUCGUCAUCGUCGCCUCAGAGAAAUCACAAAACUCGCAGAAUAUUUACGCCGCGUGUCAAUUGGAAUUUAUUCCUAUCGUUCUACCACCACGGGCGAUGUGGAAGUAAAGUCUGCAUUGCUACUGGAUGGGAGAAAAGACCCCCCGCGCACGCUCGCUGACUUUGCAGGAGUCGCCCGUCAAAUGAGAGGAUGGAGUUGUGGUGCGGCUGAAGGGAGCCGCUGUCUCUGAGGGAAGAAUGCACUCCGUAAGACAACUUUGCUUACUUUCCGUGCCGUAAAGACGCAUCGAGCCAUGGGUUGAAAGAGGCACGGUGCAUACUGCGUGGGGAUCUUCGGUGUGGGCGGGAGUUAUGUAAUGAUUGACAAUCAGUGGGAGAUCAGAAAAUACAGUCCUUUUUCAUCCCGUCUUUGUCUAGCAUGGUAGCUGAUGGAUUAUAAACUGGUACUCAUCUAGAUAUAUUGCAUCAUUAACGGGUUGUCAGCAUCCUUCAGACCAUUUUAGGUAUUCAUCAUGAUGGCCCAAACUCUGAAGGCAUUCCAUGCUGGUUUGGAAAACUCUUCGCAAAUGGCAGCAGAUGAUCAGACAAUCAACAAUUCAUCCCUCUCAUUUGUCAGUGUUCAUCUCCGCAUGGCGAAAUCCCAAAGCGCUUCGAAGAUGUUCUAGGGCUCACGCUUGCCCUCCCAUUUGACGACAUGUAGUCAACCCUACAAUCACCGCUGAGGCUUUUUGUUUUUCCGCAUUCAAAGCUCAUAGUUCAUCUCCUCCGGAGUUUCCAUCGUGUCCUCCCUCCCCCCCACUCAUCGGGGCUGGUGGGGGGGGCGGAUCUGGGCUUCCGCCAUGGAGGCCAGCCCGGAAAGCCCCAACCGGGCGGUGGAAUACCUCCUGGAGCUCAACAACAUAAUCGAGAGCCAGGCCAAGCUCCUGGAAACCCAACGGAGGCGCAUCGAGGAGCUGGAAGGCCAGCUGGACCGCGUCAGCCAGGAGAAUCAAGACCUGAGGCACGAUCGCAGCCCUCAGGCCCCUGGCUCCAACACCCCGGAGCAGAACCAUGAUCACGGCCAGCCUCUGUCGCUCCCCACCCACCACGGCGGCGGUGGGGACGGCAGCGCGCCCUUGCCUCAGACCAAAGGUGGAUCUGCGACGGCGCCGGUGGCCGGCAGGAACAGGAGGACCCACACUCGGCUGACCCGAGGUCUCUCCUGUGGCUCGUCGACCACCGAGAGAGACCGGCUCGAACGCACCGACAGCACAGACACCAACAACAGCGCCACCAUUCGCAGAAAUGUGCGACCAUCGUCCAUCUCAGGGCAGCAGCCCACCUCAGCUCCCAGUACUCCCACCAUGAUGGUGGGCGCCUCUGCCCUCGCCACUCUCUUCUCCAGCAGUCUGACUGUUCACAGCUUCGUCAGUCUCCAUCAGUACUGCUGCCCCUCAACUGACCCAAGCUUGCAGCGGCAGCACAGUGUGGAAGUGGAGUCGCAUUGUCCUGGGGAGAGGGGCACAAACAAGGACAGCACUUUCAGCAAGACACCUUACUUGCGUGGCUCAGAGCACUACGGUGACAGCAACAGCAGCGUGACCGCCCCCGGCUCCAGAGGCCCCUCAUGCGUGGCAGUCUCCAGUUCAGCCAGCUUGGCCUGGGCGCUGCGAACACGCCACCAACCAGCCAGCCUAGCACUUCGUAAGCAGGAAGAGGAGGAAAACAAGAGAUGCAAGGCCCUUUCAGACAGUUAUGAACUUUCAACUGAUCUACAGGAUAAGAAGGUGGAAAUGCUGGAGAGAAAGUACGGGGGCUCAUUUGUGAGCCGGAGGGCAGCCAGGACCAUUCAGACAGCCUUCAGGCAGUAUCGUAUGAACAAGAAUUUUGAGCGCCUCCGAAGCUCUGCCUCAGAGAGUCGGAUGACACGUCGCAUCAUCCUGUCCAACAUGAGGCUUCAGUAUUCUUUUGAUGAGCGGCAACCUCAGCAGCAGGCCCAGACGCAAACCAACUUUACUCACAGUGUGGCCAUAGGUCCUCCUCAUUCCCCUGACACCGAUCACACGGGAGCCUACACCCACCUAGAGGACUCCUUCUGCAAACAGGUUAAGUCCCUUGCUGACUCCAUAGACGAUGCCCUGACCUGCCGUACGAGUCGCAAUGACUCCCAAGAAGGCAACAGAGAGGGUGGCGGUCUUAGUGAAGAUUUUGGGGAGUGUAUGUGGAGCAGCAGCAGCAACCCCUCCUCCCGACGAAGUCUGGGCGAAAGAGCAAGAGGAGUCGGAGGAGGACUCAGCAUGCACGGAGACAGUACAGCCACCUCGUACAGCGACGUCACACUUUACAUGGACGACGGCAUACCGUCCUCUCCGCUCUCCCCGGACCGGGCACCGAGCAGCACAGACACAGAGUACUGGGGCCCCGGUGGUGGUGUCGGGGUGCGUGAGGACAGCAGGGACACAGAGGGAGGGGGCAGCAGUAACAGUCGGCGCAGUACACCGUGCACAGAGUGUCGGGACUAUCGUCUGAGGGGCGCACACCUGCCUCUUCUCACCAUUGAGCCACCAAGCGACAGCUCAGUGGACAUGAGCGACCGUUCAGACCGGGGCUCUCUCACCAGACAGCUGGUGUACGAGCAGGAGCCUGGGGUCGGGGCUGGCUCUCCUCAGGGAACGCUCAAACACUCCCACAACACAAGCGCUCGCUCACCGUCCACGACAGCCGCCCAGGGUCAGAUCCGAGCGCCAGGCAGAGCUAUGCCCACACACAUCCCUCAUCAGGUGGCCUCGCUCCACCACCACCACCACCAUCACCAUCAUCACCCCAUCCACCACCAUCAGUACCCUGACACGCCGUCGUCGUCUUCAUCGCCCCAACAGCCCCCCACCACCCCUCUGUCGUCCUCCUCCUCGACAGCGCUGCCCUCCGGAGGGUUGGAGCAACCAUGUUGCUCGGAUGGAGACAACGACUCUCUGAACUCUACCACCAACUCCAAUGAGACGGUCAACUGCAGCUCCGGUUCCUCGUCUCAGGACAGUCUCCAGGACCCCCUACCCCCUCUGGGCAAGCAGACUUAUCAAAGAGAAAGCCGUAAUAGCUGGGACUCUCCGCCCUUCAACAGCGACGUUGUCCAGAGACGCCAGUACCGCAUAGGUCUCAACCUCUUCAACAAGAAACCAGAGAAAGGAAUCCAGUACCUGAUUGAGAGAGGCUUUGUGUCAGAUACUCCAGUUGGGAUUGCUCGUUUCAUCCUCGAGAGGAAAGGUCUGAGCAGGCAAAUGAUCGGAGAGUUCCUGGGAAACCGGCAGAAGCAAUUCAACAAAGAUGUUUUAGACUGUGUGGUCGAUGAGAUGGACUUCUCCGGAAUGGACCUGGAUGAUGCACUGAGGAAGUUCCAGGCUCAAAUUAAAGUUCAAGGAGAAGCGCAAAAAGUCGAACGGCUGAUUGAGGCCUUUAGUCAGAGAUACUGCGUAUGCAAUCCUGUUCUGGUUCGGCAAUUCCAGAACCCUGACACCAUCUUCAUUUUGGCCUUCGCUAUAAUCCUUCUCAACACAGACAUGUACAGCCCUAACGUCAAAGCAGAGAGGAAGAUGAAGCUGGAGGACUUCAUUAAGAAUUUGAGAGGCGUAGAUAAUGGUCAGGACAUUCCCAGGGACCUUCUUGUUGGGAUCUACCAGCGGAUAGAGAAAUGGGAACUGCGGACCAAUGACGACCAUGUGUCUCAAGUGCAGGCAGUGGAAAGAGUUCUUGUGGGGAAAAAGCCUGUGCUGUCCCUACCCCAUCGUAGGCUAGUGUGUUGCUGCCAGCUGUACGAGGUGCCUGACACCAACAGACCUCAGAGAACGGGGUUACAUCAACGUGAAGUCUUUCUCUUUAAUGACCUUUUGGUGGUAACCAAAAUCUUUCAGAAGAAGAAAACCUCAGUGACGUACAGUUUUAGACAAUCUUUCCCUCUGGUUGAGAUGCAAGUGCACAUGUUCCAGAACUCAUAUUAUCCUCAUGGAAUUCGCCUGACCUCCGCAGUCUUGGGUGGGGAACGAAAAGUUCUCAUCGUCUUUAUGGCCCCGAGUCAGCAAGACCGCACCCGCUUUGUGAGUGACCUCAGGGAGAGUAUCGCCGAAGUGCAGGAGAUGGAGAAAUACAGAGUCGAAUCGGAGUUGGAGAAACAAAAAGGUGUCAUGAGACCCAGUUUGCUGACUGGGGGUGUGGUGGGAGGUGGAGCUGGUGUGAAGAGUGACAUUGUGAAUGGUACUUUGGGAAGGACAAGUUUUGAUGACAACUGCUCCGUUGGCGAAGGUCUCAAACGCACUGCCCUUAGUUCAUCUCUCAGGGAUUUAUCUGAGACAGGGAAGCGUGGUCGAAGGAACAGUGUUGGUUCUCUGGACAGUACAAUGGAAGGAUCCAUCAUUAGCAGUCCGCAGCCUCACCAGCGCUACCCGGUGCCAGGCGUGGUCCCAGGCUGCUACGCAACGGAAGACUUCCGGCCUCAUCGCCCCAUCCUGAGCCCCGGAACGGGGAUGGGGGGUGGGCCGGGGCAGCAACAUACCACUGCUGGGACAGGAGUCGGGGGCGUCCCCAGCAGUGUCGAGAGAGCGGGAGCGGGGAGCUGCCCUGGGGGGAGCGGCAACAACAGUGGCUCCUUCCUGGGCUCGCUAUUCGGCAGCAAACGCGCCAAACCGCCAGGGCCCCUUAUUCCACCGGGGCCACCCUACCCCGCGCCUGUCCCCCCACCGACGACGGGAGGGCCUCCUCCUCACUCCCCUUCAUCCCUGUGCCAGCCGUUGGACGGGGGGCCUUCCAAGAUCCAGGCGCUGCAUGCACAGUAUUGCCACGCGACUACCGUGCAGCCCCCGCCACCGUACUACCACCACCAUCGCUACCACGCCCAAAAUGUCACUCCUCCUUUGCAAGGGGCACCGCCUCAUACUAUACAGAGAGGCCCGCCACCCUUUCGUACACCCCUUUGCCCCCCGCAUGCCCCGCACCCACAGCUGGCCCAUCUCUCCCAGCUCUCACAGCAUGGGCUUCCGGGUCGCUUCACCAACAUGGUGGUGGGACGUCCCCCGCCCCUUUCUCCUCUCUCCCAGCAUUCCCCGAACCCACAGUUUGCCCUGUACCACUUGCAGCCCACACACUCUAUCAGGGGGUGCGCCGCAGGCCCUGUUGCCAAACCGCCCCUAACCUUGUCUCACUCGCAUCCGCACCCCCACGCACACUCCCAAACCCACCCCGGGCACGUGCACACACCGCACCCGGCCAGCCACUCCAGCCAUCAAACACACUUCAUCUUCGGCACCCUGCCCCACAAUCUGCCAUCCGCUACCGUCAACGCGCAUCACGCAGCCUCCGCCGGCCAGUAUCUGCCCCAGUACCCUCCUCUCUCUUCCAUCCCCCCUCCCCCACCACACUCCCCUUUACCCCCCCCUUCAUCCCCCCUUACCCCUCUUACACCUCUCUCCCCUCUCCCCCCCCAGCACCCCGGGCAGCCUCAGCCAGGGCCACAGGUGACGGGUGCCGGAGCGACAGGUACAGGGGGCAGUUCCAAGUCCAAGCCUAUCAACCGGAUAAGCACCGUAGUGUGAGCAGGGGCUGGGCCGCCCGGGGUCAUAGGUCGGACAAUCGGGUGGAGGACGCUGGCAGGGCCAGGGCCAGAUCUGCUAGGACCGAGAGCAACGGCGGCAACGCGGCUGACAAGAGAAAACGCAGUUUGCUCCGCCUCUGUUACUUUCACCUCCGUUUCCCGCAUAUGUAAAUCGCAAGCACGCACGCGUCACAGGAACACAAAGCACACAAUGUUCAAACAAGCCUAUAGCCAUAUAAUUAAAGAUUCAUUUUUCUAUAUGUUGGUAAUGCGUCGGUUUUAAGCUGUUUGAAGUCUUUGGGUCAUAUUCUCCCUUGUUCGUAUGUCGCAAAAAGGCACCUUUCCGGAUGUGCGCUUUCUCCCGUCCAAUCAAAUGUGUCAUUUAUGUACCCUCGUGCUGUCCUUUAAAAAGUCUUAAAAGGCAUGGAAUCCCUGAAUCUAAAAACAAGGCUUUCAUUGCCAUUAAAAUGUCUGACAUCAACAUUUCAAAAAAUGUCAACAUAUGAUGAGUUAGGAUGUUGUCAUUGUAGUCUGUAGUUUCAAAAUUAUUUACAUUCUUCAAGAUUUUUAACAUAUUACUCUCAUGGUAACAUUGUGCAAUCAAAAUUCAGGUGUUUUUAGAUGGGACUCCUGAUAUCAGAUACAGGUAGAUGUCAUUUAUGCACUGUCGCAACUUUGGACAACAUGGGACAUUGUGAACAUCGCUUAGCUGGUCUUAAACUUAAUUUCUAAUGGAAUUUAAAAAUCUGAAAUUUAACCUACUGUACCUUAACCUGGAGGAGCCCUGACCAGGUACGCGCACUGGGUGGAGCAACCCAAAAAUGUGGGCCUUCCUUCUGCAAUCUAGAGUGCUGAAUUUUGACAGUGACUGGUCUCACAAUAACCUUUGUUUUAGCUUUGCGAGCGGCUAUUUUUAUAUCAUGUGUUCAUUUUUUUUUCAUUAAAUCGAAGAAAAAGCAGACAUACUGUAUGUUUAAAAGAAAAGGCAACAUUUUAAUGAAAAGAAUCUGAGACAAGAAUAAUAAUUUAAGUAACUUGAUACUUCCAUUAUGAUACUUAAGUUUAUAUCAUGAUUGGUACUGUGACUGAAGGGAUUUAAUUUAUACCAUGAUCUGAAUUUUAGGACAUAUCGCAGGGCCCUCAGUCUCCAUUUCAAGCAAUUUAUUCUAUGAGAAAAAUAGGAAUAAAUAAUUUCAAUACAAUCUUACAUUUACUGUAUGUACAAUGAACGGGUUAAUAAAUUAGUGUCAAAGGUUAAAAACCCUUUUUCAUACAGUAAUACACCUAUAUACAUAUUUCUCUAUGUAUGACAGCAAGCAGUAAAUCUUUUACUUAACCUGUUUAAAAACUGCCUCCCUCACACCACCUUUUUAAUGUACUUACAUCAUUAGAGUAUAAUAGCUUUUCAUUUUUGCAUCGUAUGAUACAGCCUCACCCUGCGAUUGGCAACCCGUUUAGGGUGUACCACGCCUACUGCCUAAAGACAGUUGGGAUAAGUUCCAGCAAGUCCGCAACCCGUGUGAGGAUAAAGCGGAUCGGAAACAUGAUGAUAAAACCUAAGUUUUGAUCAUAGUUGUAAAUGUCACUGGGAGGAAUUUUCCCUGAAGCAUAGUGAAUUGAAUCAAAAUGCAAAAAUACAAAAAGCGCAAUUAAUUUUUUUUCCGGAAAUCCCUUCAGCCCUACUUUCGCAGUGCAAGCUAGCUCGCCGACCGCCGAACGGCGACAUUUUAUAUCAUAUUGCCGAGUGAAAAAUAUCGGCACCAGCUGCAGUUUUACAACUGCAAAAUAGCUUUUCCGCUUCAAAUAUGCGGCUGGCGGCUUGGGGUUUAUGGAAAGCACAGGGCUCUUAAACAACAAUUACAGUCGUCAUAAAGGUGCAAUGGUGGAUUAGAAAGUAAAUCAUUUGUUUGACUUGCUUCUAUGUUGGCUGUCCAAAAAGCUAAAGUGGCUCGACCGGUUUGUGUCAAAAGGAAGCUUGGGCACCACUGAUCUAUUCCUUUUUUUUCUUGGUGUACCUCCCAACAUGUUCAAUCAAAAGCACAGUAUUAGACAGUACGUAAAUUACUUUUUGGGGAUUUAUUUAAUCCAGAAUCAAAAACGUGACACAUUUGUGCGCAAAUCUGACUGGCGAUGACACAUUCACUACGAAAGGUAUUUUCGUCCUUGCUGUGUGUUCUAUUUUUUAAAGUGUUUCUGAAUGACAUUCACAAGUCUCAGGAAAACUCCAUGCUCCAUUAUUGACAACCAUCCUGUGUCAGGCAGCUUUGGUGGUUGCGCACAAGUUAGCAGGUUACGUGGAGGGUGUGUCAGACGUCUGGACGGGAGAACGCCUGCACAACUACAGCGUGUAAAAAAGACUUGCACGCAAACGGGAGAAUGGCCCUACGUCUUGGUAUUUAUAUGUAUGAAAAAUGACAACCAUACUGUACAUUCGCCGUUUUACUUUGAGGAUAAAAACAAAGACUGCCGUACAGUUCAGCAAAGUUCGCCAUUCAAAACAGCAAAAAUUGCCCUUUGACUUUGCAAUAAUUCCCCGUUUUCUGACAGUAUCUCAUUUUUCAAUGAUGACCUCAAACAUGUUGCUUUGUCUUUGAACUUUUUAACCGCAGACGUUCAGUUUCGCUUCAGCAUCUUUUACAUGGUGACUGGAGCCGUGCGGCUUUGUAAUGCAUUCCUUAAGGAGUUUGGAAAUUAAUGAUACAAUCAACAAUCUAUUGUGAGUGUUUCUGAAGCUUCUCGCUGUUUGAUCAAUAUUAGAUCUGCUGUGUACGAUGAAUAUUGUUUAUUUGAUCAAUUUGUAAAUGUAUCAGCGGAUGUUUGUACAGGGUGAUAUAAAGCUUCAAAGUAAAUGCCAGUUGCUUUGAUUUAAAGUUAUUGGCAUCAUUUGCCCCCUUUAAUAUCAUCUGCAGUGAUUGUUGAUCAAACUGACAACUUUUUUUGUUUUAUUUGAUGGGGAAAAAAACUUUUAUGAUGCGCCCAUUGUUGGGGGGAAACGUGUUUGUGUGGUUGUGGAGGUAUUCAAAAGAUGGUGUUUCUGCGUAAUUUUGUGAAGCACCUUAGCUCACCUUUUCAGAAUCAUGCGAUUCGUCACGGGGGCAUGUGAAGUACAGUAGAUGCCGCCGAUGAACAGCCAGUUUCAAUGUCCCCUAAUUUUUUGAGGGUAGAGGGGGUCUUUGGUGGCAGGUGUAAACAUUCAUUUUCAACCAUAAAUUUGAUUUCAUUUCACUAUUGUGGUGGACAUAUGUAACCAAUAGUGGGUUUUUUUCACUUUUUUUUCACCACCCAACUUGGGGAUCGAAACUGAUCGCGAGUGCACCGCAACAACCGAUGAGCUUAAAUUCUGGGCGGCCAGUUGCUUUAUAAACAUAUCAGAAGGUAUGUGAAGUGAGUCUUUACAACUAGGUGCGAUGCAUUAUACAUAACCCCAAAAUAUUUUGGAAUAAAUUUGUCGACGAGAGGUGGGUGGGGUUCACUGUGGAUGCCCCACCCACCGCCAGGUGAAUGCCUGGGGCCACCACUCUGUAGGCCCUCAAUCUUUGCCCCUGAUUUGUCGUUGGGUGUUGGGUGUUCACAACCAAGCUUUAUACAAGACGUUUCUGUGGUUUUGCACAUGUGACGUCUUUAGCCACAAAUGACCAUCUUACUCUCUCACCCUUCCAACCACUUUUUUAGAACUCUCUUAACACAUAUAUUGAUGCCAUGGCAUCCCAAUGAGGGCUUUGUAUUCUAAUAAUAAUAAUCAUCAUCAUCAUAAUAAGUAUUGAGAAUGUAAAACAACAAUCUUUGUUAUUCUGUGGACUACUGCAAUAUUUUAAGUUGUGAGUACUAACAGUUACCUACAGUGCCAAAAAUUAUCAAGAGAAAAUCAUAUAUUCUCUGAUUGGGGGAGGGGGAAGCAGAGGAGUGAUUUCAAGGUUUGAAAUUCGGCUGUAGUGAAAGACAAAUUGAGUGAAAUGUAAAUCCACAAAAAAAAAACAUACAAAGGACGUCUGAAGAAAGCCGCCAAUGUGAGAUGAAGGAUAUAUAUGUAUCUGUUGCCUAGCCUAGCCCUUUUCUUUUUUUACUUUUCUUGCAUGGAUAUAGCUGCACUUAUUAAAUAGCUUGUACUGUAUAAAUCUGAUUGUAAAUAAUCUGCUUAUAGGCUUCUUAUGGGACAAAGUGAUCCCAAUCUGUACUCUGGUGUGUGCAUGUGAGUGCCAUGACGCAUGUACAUAGGAGCGACAAACAGGGACAGGAAAUGGUGUGUAAAAGGAAUAUUUACUUGUUUAUUUCUUAUUUGUGACUGAAGACAAGCGAAGGAAUGAAGAGUAAUACAUCACAGCCUAACGGUUAUGUCAGUGCACUUAUGGUGAUUAAUUUGGAACAUUUAGUUAAAUUUUCUGUUAUAAAUGUAUUAAAUGUACUGAAAGAAUAGAAAUUUGAGAUGUGAAUAUUUAUUGCUUCAGAUCAAUUAAAGUGUCCUUGCAGUGA
Molecule: messenger RNA, 10178 nt
Organism: Hippocampus zosterae (dwarf seahorse)
Lineage: Eukaryota; Metazoa; Chordata; Actinopteri; Syngnathiformes; Syngnathidae
Gene: iqsec2b
Product: IQ motif and Sec7 domain ArfGEF 2b
Exons: 16
Coding region: 988-5709 (1573 amino acids)
Biological process (GO): regulation of ARF protein signal transduction; actin cytoskeleton organization
Molecular function (GO): protein binding; guanyl-nucleotide exchange factor activity
Source: RefSeq, a predicted model, not a curated record